UCCGAACAUUGUGAAAUUGGACACCUAAGUUUCUUCCCAACCCGGCCGCCCCUUCCACUUAUUACUCCAGAAACUAACUAAAGCUCAUGUGCUGGUCGUACAGUGCACAUUUCAACGUGUCGAAUGGUUUUUGAGCAAGAAACUGACGGGGGAAAAGAACACAAACAAACAAACAAAACAAAACAACACGGACGGAGCUUCUAAAGUUUAGCCUGAAACAAAACAGGGCCACGGAAGGAUUUCGCGAGCGGGCGGGGCGGCGGGAAGUGUAAGAUAGGGAGGGGGGGUUUCCUCACACUGGAGGAAUGAUUAACUAAUAAGACGCAAUUAAUUGAACUCUGUGAAUUUAUCCGCUUCGAUGGAUUGUCACUUUUGGACCGUAAUGGCAGUUUAUGUGUCAAGAACAGCGCUGCGAUAAGGAGAGGAGCACAUGGACGAGGAGGUGGACGGCAGUGGGAAGGAAGAACAGAAUGCUGAUGACCCUGCUCUUCCUUGUGCCAGCCUUGUGGCACAGAACCAGCCUCAGCACCACCAUGAGCUCUACACACAAGACCAGGACCUUCCCAUCAUGCACUGGGAGGAUUUGAGUUUGCGAAUAGCCGAGCUUGAGAAACAGGAGGAAGAGAGGAGGAAAAGAGCUGAGUCCAUGGGUUUAACAGACCAAGAACCAGUGCCAGGACCCUGGCCUCAUGUAAAGCACCAGUCACUUAACAGAAAGCAGUGGGAAGAUGCAGGUGAUCUUGGAGGACAUCGUUUUCCAUGCAUUACAUCUCGGUUUAACACUCCUAAAAACCUGCAGCUGUGUUUUAUCAACGAUAGUGAGAGCGAUCAAGAGGGUGAUGAAGGGGCAUCCUUCAGAGAGAGGCCACAUGAUUCACAGGGACAGGGGCGACAAUCUGCCGGCCUGAAACAGGAAGUCAGAGCAGCUCUGAAUGAGCUCCGAGAUAAGCUUUGGGCUGAGCAGGGGCAGCAACAGCAGCCGAGCCACAAGGACGUGAGCUUUAGGAGAAGAAAGCUUAGCCACAGUGACCUGCAAACCUGCUCUGUGCUUCAGCUAAAUGCUCUCAGGACUUCCCUCCAUGAAGACAUUCAGGAUCUGAGCUCAGAAUUAGUGAAGCAUCUGGUGGUGAGGGACAAUCUACGGACAAAGCAAGAUGCCAUGCUCCUGGAUGUACAGGAUAUGACAUCACUGUGACGCACAUCAAUCUAUAAUUAGCCUUUAUUAUAAAAUAGUCUGCCAUAUGAUAGGCCUUUUUGGAAUGAUGGACCUAUAUUACACCAGCAAUUUAUUGUCUAAUAUGUUUUUGUUUUCUACUUUACACUAACAAAGCCAUAUGAUCCUGUUUGUCUUGAUUCGCUUUUUUGUGCUCACACAAAUAUUGCUUACUAUGUGAAUGUAAUUAUUUUAGUCACAAGUUUUAUUGUGAGAAACUGUGCAUGUGUGAAAGAGUAGCUAAACAAGCAUGCUCUUCAUGUUUUCAACAUUUGUUUUACAUUACCAUCUGUAAAAACUGUGAAAGCUGCUAUUAAAUGUACGUGUGAUCAGUAA
Messenger RNA from Ictalurus punctatus (channel catfish), 1549 nucleotides. Its product is annotated as schwannomin-interacting protein 1. Gene Ontology annotation, biological process: positive regulation of hippo signaling. Lineage: Eukaryota; Metazoa; Chordata; Actinopteri; Siluriformes; Ictaluridae. The record is from RefSeq and is a predicted model, not a curated record. The transcript has 7 exons. The coding region runs from base 431 to 1195 and encodes 254 amino acids. Gene Ontology annotation, cellular component: plasma membrane; cell junction.